UGCCGGAGCCACUGCAACAGGAACUGAGAGACGGGGGGAGGAGGCGGUGCCGCCGCUCCGCUGCAGUCGCGGCCCGAGCCGGGGGAGCGGAGCAGCCAUGGGCCGCCGCCCGCCGCCGCCUUCACAGCGCUGAGCCGCCCCAGCCCCCGAAGGGAGAGGGGCCGGCGCUGCCCCCUCGCCCCUGCCGGGCGGGGCGCUUCUCCCUGAGGGGCGUUGGAGCAGCUGCCGGAUGCCCGCGAUGUGAUCAUGGACAGCAGGUUCAAGGAAAAUCCAGAACGUACCUUUGAUUUGGUACUGAAAGUAAAAUGUCAAGCAUCUGAAACUGAAGAUCCAGUGGUACUGUGGAAGUUCCCGGAGGACUUUGGAGACCAGGAAGUGCUGAGCAGUGUUCCGAAGUUCUGCUUUCCUUUUGACGUUGAAAGGGUGUCCCAAAACCAAGUAGGACAGCAUUUUACCUUCGUGCUCACUGACAUUGAAAGUAAGCAAAGGUUUGGAUUUUGCCGUUUGACAUCAGGAGGCAAGGUCUGCCUCUGUAUUCUAAGUUACCUUCCAUGGUUUGAAGUAUACUACAAGCUCCUAAAUACCCUGGCAGAUUAUUUGGCUAAAGAACAGGAAAAUGACUCAAAUGAUUUGUUAAAAUCAUUGUAUAGCCAUCCUGUGCCAAAGGCGAAUGCUUUAGUCAGUUUAAGUGUGAGCCAAGAGAUGAUUUUUGCAAGUGAGCAGGUUUUGAAAAAACAGCCUUGUCUUGUAUCGCACUCGUAUUUCAUUACUCCUGAUAUAACUGGAUUGCCAACAAUCCCUGAAAGUAGAAACCUCACUGAAUAUUUUGUUGCUGUGGAUGUGAACAACAUGCUGCAACUUUAUGCCAGUAUGUUGCAUGAGAGACGAAUCAUUAUUACCUCUAGGAAACUAAGCACUUUAACUGCUUGUGUUCAUGCGUCAGCUGCAUUGUUAUAUCCAAUGUAUUGGCAACACAUUUACAUCCCAGUGCUUCCUCCACAUCUUCUGGACUACUGCUGUGCACCAAUGCCUUAUCUAAUUGGCGUCCACUUCAGCUUAAUAGAGAGAGUGAAAAAUAGAUCACUGGAGGACGUGGUUUUGCUAAAUGUUGACACAAACACUCUAGAAACCCCCUUUAAUGACCUGAGCAACCUACCUGGUGAAGUGGUCUCAGCCUUGAAAAAUAAACUGAAAAAGCAGUCUACAGCUACGGGUGAUGGAGUGGCCAAGGCCUUUCUUCGGGCACAGGCAGCACUGUUUGGAUCGUACAGAGAUGCACUGAGAUACAAACCAGGAGAGCCUAUAACUUUCUGUGAGAAUAGUUUUGUGAAGCAUCGUUCCAGUACUACUAAGCAGUUCCUGGAAACUGCUGUUAAUCUUCAACUGUUUAAACAGUUUAUAGAUGGUCGUCUAUCAAAAUUAAAUGCAGGAAGAGGCUUCUCUGAUGUUUUUGAAGAAGAAAUCACAGCAGGAGGCUUCUCUGGAGGAAACUCAAGAUCUUAUCAGCAGUGGAUGCAUACAGUGAAGAAAGGUGGAGCACUGAUCAACACAGCAAUGACCAAAGCCACUCCAGCUGUGAAAACAGCAUAUAAAUUUGCAAAAAAUCAGGCAAGGCAAGGAAUAAAAGAAGUGAAGAGUAAGUUAAAACACAAGGAGAGUGAGGAAGAUUAUGGAAAUUGCAGUGCUGGUGCAGUACAGACUACUCCUGUCUACACAUUGCAUUACGAGAAAAGAGCAAACUCAGAAAAACGAAGGCUGGCACAGACUCGUUUCAACCAACAUCUCAGUAACCAAGAUUGUGCCUUGGAUGAGGAGGAUGAUGAUGAAAUGGAGAGAACAAGCAAGUUAUCAUCAGAAGACAGUGAAGAAGCUUCUGCUUACUUUUAUGACAGUGAUGAUUCUGGUGAAACUGGAAUAACUCCUCAACAUCAAGGAGAAAUGGACUUGCUUGGGGAGAUUUUGGACACGCUGAGCACACAUAGCUCAGAUCAAGGAAAGCUCUCAGGAGCAAAGAGUCUGGAUUUCUUUAGGUCAAUGGAUGACAUUGAUUACAAGACUGCGAACAAGUCAAAUGCACCUAGUGAGAGCAACCUUACCCUGCUCUGCAGCAGUGCUAGUGAUCAAGCAGAGUGGAACCUCGGUCAGGAUGACAGUGUCCUCCACGGGAAGCAGCUCCCUCCGUCACCAAGGAAGCAGCUUUCUUCUGGUGGCCACAGAGAGUCUCUCUCAAGGCUGGAAGAAGAAAGGAGUGACAAAACCUUUAUUAAUGACAAGGAGGACACCAGGUGUAUGACAUUGCCAUCUGCAGUACGACCAAGUGCCCAGUUUGCUUCUCUAGAAAGUUUCACAGCAGGCUAUUCUUCCUCCAAGUAUGCAAAGCAGAAUGAAACACUAAGCAGUACCUCAGAAGAUCAGCUCCCAGCAAGUCUUACUCAACAUCCAUCCAUUCUGGUCCCUUGGGAGAAAGAUGGAAAGGAAGGAAGUGAAACUCUGGAAGAGGGUGGGCUUCUUCAAGAAGUGGUGUCAUUAUGUAAACUGAGUUCUGCUUUUCACUAUGGUUUAAAUAUUUCAAAGGAUAGCUUAUCCAGCAGUAGCAGUGGAAACAAAACGUAAGAAAACAAUGAGAAACUUGACUCCCAUCAGAAAUUAAAGGGAGAGACUACUCAGGACUCCAUAUAUCUCCAUAUAACAUGAUAACCAAAAGAUGAAAAAGGAAUAAGAGGUCUUUGAUUACAAAAGCAAUUCUUUUCAGCUGAGUAUGCAUCUUCUACCAUUGGGACACCCGCUUCUAUGUUUACUCAGUUCAUUUGUUGGCUGUAGUUCCACAAAAUGGAACUAGAUAUAUGAAUGCACUCUUAAAUCAGGUACUAGUUAGUCUUUGUGUUAAAAAUACAGCAGGUGUAGGUGCUUCCUAGCAUUUACUUCCUCUAAGCAGCAGGAAAGGUAUCACCUAAAAGGUAACCAGGUUUUGAAGGUACUAUAUUAAUCCCAUUAGGCAUGAAAUGAACCAAGCAAUCUGAUUUGUCUGAAAUGUACAAAUGUUAAUAUUUGUGGUGAAUAAUAAUUGCCUUAAUCUUUUGAGAAGAGGUUUAACUAUCUCACAUACGUAUGUACAAAACAGCAAUAAUGAUUUUCAAUGGCGAGAAUUUGCUUCAGCAAAGCAGGGAGGAAAGGGAACUUUUUUUUCAGAUUAAGGAACUUCUUCUGAGUGUAACUUGGAAUUUACUCCAAACUAAAACUGUGGCCCUGUCUUCCAGGUUUCAAAAAGGUAGCACAUGCUUUUCUCUCUUCUGUAAAGGACAUGAAGUGCUGAAUUAUAAUGUGACAUUGAUUAACUUUCGUUUACAACUAAGACACUUUAAAGACAGAUUAUCUGAUUUCCCUAUGUAGACUAUUCCACCUGAAAAGUUUUAGAAAGGAAAGUGUAAGUGGAAUUGAUCGAUUUCUAUUAUUUUUUAUUUUCUACUUGUUUGAAAACUUAAUCUGUGCCUCCUCUGAACUAUUUGCUUUUUGAGGGUAGAUUUAAUUACUGUUGGUUAGAAGUCACAAUUAAUUAAAUUAUUAAAGAGUCAUGACCAAAAAUUACUUGAAACACUAGAAAACUAAAAUUACAGAUUCAAGUUGAGGCUGCAUAUAUCCAACUCACAUUUUAGCCAAGUUGAGCAACCAAAACAUUUAAGUUCAGUGAGGGAGAAUUAAGUGGACUUGAUUUAUAUUGUAUUUAGAACAAGCACUUGGCCACCUUCUGGCAACAUUCCUGAGGACUAUUUGGAUAUUUAAAGUCUGAAGAUUCCUGCUGCUGUAUGGAGCAACUCUUCCCUUUAUUUUUUACUUUUCAGUAUUCCUGCUCUUGACUUUUUCCACCUCUCCACUUUACCAUUGUCCUCCACAGUAGCUCAGGACAGGAAACACAUGAAGUGAAUUUCAGCAGAACACCUGAAAAGUAGCUGGCAAAAGUAGCACCUGGAUAUAAAAUGGCUGCCAGAGAAGAAUGCUCUCCUGCUCUUCUAAAUCCAUGUCAGAAACCUUUCUUUCUU
Messenger RNA from Dryobates pubescens (Downy woodpecker), 4037 nucleotides. It is a transcript of the gene DENND1B, whose product is annotated as DENN domain containing 1B. The transcript has 23 exons. The record is from RefSeq and is a predicted model, not a curated record. Gene Ontology annotation, molecular function: phosphatidylinositol phosphate binding; guanyl-nucleotide exchange factor activity. Gene Ontology annotation, cellular component: nuclear speck; intracellular membrane-bounded organelle; cytosol. Bases 247 to 2613 code for a protein of 788 amino acids. Lineage: Eukaryota; Metazoa; Chordata; Aves; Piciformes; Picidae. Gene Ontology annotation, biological process: endocytosis; endocytic recycling.